AUGCGGUCUGACCUCACUUCCGUAGCGCUAGCCGCUCUUUUCGCUUCUGUUAUUGCCGGUCCAAUUCAUGAAGCCAAAGACAGCGCCCAGAAACGAGACACCAGCUACAGAGACUUCUUGGGCUUCAGGAGACAGCUUAUGUCCACCGUGACAGUACCAGCUGCGGAGGCCACAUGCACGCCUUGCGUAUCCGGAUCAGUUGAGACAGUGACAGUCACUGAAACCGCCAUAGAAACCCUCACAGUCGCUGGAUGUGGCUCCGGCUAUGGUGGUCUAAUGACUACGGUCACUCAAGCAAAUCCCCAAACCGUCACCGUUGUCCAAUCUGGAACUGUCAUCCAACCUCCUCUGAUUCAAACGGUCUAUGUCACCGCGCCAGCUGCACCCCCUCCCGGGCCACCUGCAUCUGCCGAAGGACUCCUCACAUACUCUGCUGCCGGUCCGAGUGUAGUGACUCUCACCGGUCCAGGCGGUAUUCAAAGCGUCAUGUCACUCACCCGAGGCCGGAAUGUAGUCACUGUCGACAACGUGGCAAGCAUUCCGACAUCGAUUUACGAGCGCCCCCUAAAGCCUAGCGUUGUGACUGUCACCGCCGGCUCGCAAACCGCUGUUGCCACUCUAAGCGAAGGGCCCAACGUGGUAGCCGUUGGCUCAGGCGAUCGGGUCAUCUACGUUACAGUCACCCGGACUGAAGCCGCCGUCCCUGAAGCCUCCGCUCCUCGGAACAUCGCCACCGCUGGAGACGUCAUCGACAUCGGGUCUGGCUCUGGUGAAGCCGUCAAGACUCUGAGCCAAGGCAAGAACAUGAUCCCAGUCACUCGCGGAGGUGUCGUCUCCACGAUCUACAUCACGGCUAGCGCUCCCCAGGCGUCCGCUCCGGCUGGUGGUGUGGUUACACUGACCCAGAAUGGCGGAUCAAAGGUCGUCCAGACUCUUACUGAAGGACCCAAUGUUGUCACUUAUGCUGAAGGUGGGCGCCAGCCCAGUGUUGUCACGAUCACGGUGCCUGCGGGUCCUACACCAGGAUAUGGAAAUGGUGGCUCGUCUGGCUCCUCUGGCUCAUGCGAACACGUUUCGGUCACGGUCAACAUCGUUAUCUACCAGUUCAUCCACCCAGGCUACAUUCAGACCAUCACUCAGUCUGCCAUUGGACAUAACGUCACUUCUAUUGCCUCCUCUCCUCCAGUAACAGUCACUACCACAAUCACUUUGGUUGAAGGCGCUUCAGCCACCGCUCUUCCAGGUAUCAACAAUGGCACCAUCAUCUCAAACAACACCAUGGUCCUUGACGACGCCACUGUCCUCAAUAACGGCACGGUUCUCAGCGGCUCGAACCCGUCCUACAAUGAAACAGCCCUCUACCCAAACACCACCCACCCAGCUGUCAAACCGAUGCUCCCAGGAUCGAACCCAUCUGCCCCGGCAUACGAAAUGAAGCCCCUACCCCUACACAACGAGACCGUAUCCGGAACAAACGGCACGAACACCGGGUCGAACGGUACUGAUGUCGCUAUAAACGGUCCUGUACCCCUUGACGAGACCACGAGCUCCACGACUUUGACGACUACCUCUCCUGCUUAUCAUCCAUCUGCCACCGUGACUUCAUCACUAUCCCCGUCCCUUGCGACACUUUCCGCCGCCUCCGCCUCUGUUUCAUCGUCCGCCUCCAUCUCCUCGACAAGAACAGCCGAUAGAAACGCCGGGAGGGCCUCCUCCUCCGCUGCUUCCAGCUCAGUCUCUCUACCCGCCAAGAUCUAUCCAAUGAAAUCAGCCGAUCUAAAGGCCGAGACGGCCUUCCCCUCCGCUACCUCCAGAUCAGUCUCUCCACCCGCCUCCACCUCCUCCCCAAAAACAUCCGCUAGAAGAAACGCCUCGACCCCCUCUUCCUACCCUGCCCCCGCCGCCGCCGGCAUCUCCUCCACAAAGAAAGACAACAGCAGCAAGCUCCGAACCCUCUCCCCUCCCUCUCCCAGAUCCUCCUCCUCCGCCACCAAGGCCGCACCUGAAUCCCCAGAACAGUACGCUGCCGUCCCCUUCCCCGCCAUCACCGGCUCCAGCGCGCAGCUCGAAAAGAUUUAA
This is a messenger RNA of Drepanopeziza brunnea f. sp. 'multigermtubi' MB_m1, 2079 nucleotides long. The record is from RefSeq and is a predicted model, not a curated record. NCBI's taxonomy places the organism in Eukaryota, Fungi, Ascomycota, Leotiomycetes, Helotiales, Drepanopezizaceae.